Molecule: messenger RNA, 363 nt
Organism: Linum tenue
Lineage: Eukaryota; Viridiplantae; Streptophyta; Magnoliopsida; Malpighiales; Linaceae
Source: the annotation of a GenBank genome assembly
AUGGAGAUGGACAACAACCUCCUUACGGCAAUGGUGGAAAGGUGGAGAAAAGAAACGCACACAUUCCACCUUCUAGAGGGAGAGAUGAUGAUUACGUUGAAGGACGUGGCCAUGCUGACAGAGUUUCCAAUCAAUGGUGAUGUCAUAAUAGAGAGUUCACAGAAUCCAUUGAAUGGUUGGGGCAAAUUAAUUAAUAAGCAAGCAUUUAGGCAUCAACAUCCCCAAGGAAGCACCACAAGGUCGUCGUGUACCACCUCUACACGAGUUUAUGUUAUUGAUCCCUUGGCUAGUGAGGACCGUUGGUUCGUUACCGGAGGAUGCCACAGAUGCUCAGAUAGAGAGGUAUGCUCGCAACGAACAUGA